AUGCCUGGCGUCCAGGACCCCGAGCAGGCCACCAACGGCACCCAGAACGGCCAGAAGGCUGAGAACAAGGCCGCCAUCCCAAUCCCUGAUGAGGAUGGCCCUAUCGAGGUGCCAGCUACGCGGUCCUCGGUGUCUGAGGCCGCAAAGUACAUGCACAACCUCAGCGUCGUGCCCUCCAUGAAGGACCGCAGGGGAUCUCGCAACUCCUUUGGCGCCUCCCUGCCCAUCCCCAGGAGGCAGUCCCGCCAGUCUCGUCUGUCCUCGGUGCACUACCCUGACCGCGAUGCUGUCACCGGCCGGCCAACCCGGCCUGGCAUGCCACCAAUCCAGCCCACUCGUGCGCUGCUGGCAUCCCAGGUCCAGACCAUCGAGACCGAGAAGGUCAAGAAGGCCAAGAACAUGGCCUUUGCCUUCGACAUCGACGGUGUCCUUGUCCACGGUGACCGUCUGAUCCCAGAGGGCCGCAAGGCUCUGGAGAUCCUCAACGGCGAGAACGAGCUCGGCAUCAAGAUCCCUCACAUCUUCCUCACCAACGGUUCUGGAAAGCCCGAGCUGGCCCGUUGCGAGCAGCUCAGCAGCAUCCUGGGCCAGCCCGUCCACACCGACCAGUUCAUCCAAUCCCACACACCCAUGUCCGCCCUGUCCGAGUACUACAAGACCGUCAUCGUCGUCGGUGGCGAGGGCUACAAGUGCCGGGAGGUCGCGGAGCAGUACGGCUUCAAGGACAUCGUCGUGCCCAACGACAUUGUCGCCUGGGACCCGACCAUCGCCCCCUACCGGGUCUUCACCGACGCCGAGCGGGCCACCUCGCGCCCCCGGGACUUCUCCAAGGUCAACAUCGAGGCCAUCCUCGUCUUCAGCGACAGCCGCGACUACGCGACCGACAUGCAGAUCAUCAUGGACCUGCUGCAGUCCGAGAACGGCCGCCUCCACACGCGGGCCAAGGACCCCGUGUCGCAGCGCAUCCCCAUCUACUUCUCCCAGGGCGACCUGCUGUGCCCCACGGAGCACCCCACCCCCCGCAUGUCCCAGGGCGCCUUCCGCAUCGGCCUCGAGGCCAUGUACCGCGCCCUGACCGGCGUCGACCUGGAGCGUGUCGUCUACGGCAAGCCCGAGCUGGCCACGUACAAGUACGCCGACGAGGUCAUGGCCAGCUGGAUGGACGAGCUGCACGGCGAGGAGAGGCUGCCCGAGAACAUCUACAUGGUCGGCGACAACCCGGCCUCGGACAUCAUCGGCGGCAACAUGUACGGCUGGAACACGUGCCUGGUGCGCACCGGUGUCUUCCAGGGCGGCGACAACGACGAGAACAACCCGGCCAACUUCGGCGUCUUCCCCAACGUCCUCGAGGCCGUCCAGACCGCCCUGCGCAAGGAGCUCGGCCAGGACUUCAAGAUGAGCUUCGACGAGAGCAUCAACCCCCUGCACUCGGACGAGUCCCACGCCGUCGUCGUUUAA
Molecule: messenger RNA, 1458 nt
Organism: Diaporthe citri
Lineage: Eukaryota; Fungi; Ascomycota; Sordariomycetes; Diaporthales; Diaporthaceae
Exons: 2
Coding region: 1-1458 (485 amino acids)
Biological process (GO): glycerophospholipid biosynthetic process
Cellular component (GO): mitochondrion
Source: RefSeq, a predicted model, not a curated record